CUCUAUAAGAAGGGUUUGUUUUGCCUCUCUACCGUCCUCACUUGUUCUUCUCCUCUUCUUUGCUCCUGCAGAAGAGAGAGAAAAAAAUGCCCUUUCAUUUCUUCUCUCUCUAAAUACCAAAUCUUAUUUUUCUUUUUCUUUAUAUUCAAAAACCCUUUUAUUUUCUUUUGAUAUUCAGAUUCAGGGUUUUACAUAUCGCUGAAUUCUUCGCUUUGAUCGGACGGUGGAGAUUGAAUCUCACGUGAACAGAUCGAGGUAUGCAGCAAGGUGAUCAGACGGUGUUGAGUUUAAGACCUGGUGGUGGUCGAGGGAGCAGACUACUUUCUUCUUCUUCAUCAUCAUCUUCAUCAUCCUCUUCUUCGUUAGCCUUUGGUUCCCGUUCUUCUGAUCUUCCUCUCUUUCGUCCCCAUGGCGGUGCUCCUCCUUUUUCAAUUAAGGCUGGGAACUCACGAUUUGAGGGUCGUGAACGUGUGCAGUACACUAAGGACCAGCUUCUACAGCUGAGAGAGGCUGUAGAAGUUGCUGAUGAGAUUCUUAAAAUCAAACGAGAAAUUGAAGUGGAACUCUUUGGUGAAGCUCAAAACUGGGGUCGCGGGGAAAGCAACCCAUCAAAUCAGAGUCAGAACCGUUAUUCCGAGCAUGACAAUCGUGAUUGGCGUAACCGUUCAGCACAGUUUGCUCCUGCUGGAGAGGAGAGGUCCUGGGAAUCUCUUCGGGAUAGAGAAUCAGGAAACCAAUAUGACUCCAGACAGCCAGAAGCUAAUCAAUUUAAUCUCCAAGAUCAACUGAACUCUCAGUUCUCAAGGGCACAGAUCUCUUCUACCCAAGCGGGAGGACCAACUCCAGCUUUGGUCAAGGCUGAGGUGCCAUGGUCAGCUAGAAAGGGGAAUCUUACUGAGAAGGAGCGUGUUCUAAAGACUGUAAAAGGGAUACUGAACAAGCUGACUCCUGAGAAGUAUGAUCUUCUGAAGGGCCAACUUCUUGAUUCUGGUAUCACAUCAGCUGAUAUCUUGAAGGGGGUUAUUUCUCUAAUAUUUGAGAAGGCUGUUCUGGAACCCACGUUUUGUCCUAUGUAUGCUCUUUUAUGUUCUGAUCUUAAUGAUAAGCUCCCCUCAUUCCCAUCCGACGAACCUGGUGGUAAAGAAAUCACCUUUAAGCGAGUCCUCUUGAAUAACUGCCAGGAGGCAUUUGAGGGAGCUGACAAGCUCAGGGAAGAAGUGGGGCUGAUGACUGCCCCUGAUCAAGAAAUGGAGAGUAGGGAUAAAGAAAGGAUGGUCAAGCUCCGUACUUUAGGCAACAUUCGUUUAAUUGGUGAGCUUUUGAAGCAGAAAAUGGUACCUGAGAAGAUAGUCCAUCACAUCGUGCAGGAACUUUUGGACCAUGAUAGUAGAGCUUCCCCUGCUGAGGAGAAUGUUGAAGCCAUUUGUCAGUUCUUCAACACUAUUGGUAAGCAGCUUGAUGAGAGUCCAAAAUCACGGCGCAUAAAUGAUAUGUACUUCAGCAGACUGAAGGAAUUGACUACAAAUCCUCAGCUUGCACCAAGGUUGAGAUUUAUGGUUCGUGAUGUUCUUGAUCACCGUGCAAACAACUGGGUUCCCAGGCGUGAGGAGGUGAAAGCCAAAACAAUUACUGAAAUCCAUUCUGAGGCUGAAAAAAAUCUUGGGCUGCGUCCAGGUGCUACUGCAAGUAUUAGAAAUAGUCGUGUUGUUUCUGUUGGUCCAAUGAGUCCUGGCCCUGGGGGUUUUCCUAUCACUCGUCCUGGUACUGGGGGUUUGAUGCCUGGAAUGCCUGGAACUCGGAGGAUGCCUGGUAUGCCUGGAAUGGACAAUGAUAAUUGGGAGGUUCCUAGGACCCGGUCAAUUCCAAGGGGUGAUGGUCUAAGUAUACAGCCUGGAGGGAGUGUCCCGUCACAAUUAGUCAAUAAAUCAACUUCAAUGAAUCCAAGGCUGUUGCCUCAAGGUAGUGGUGGCCUAAUGAGUGGUAGGACAAGUGCCCUGUUGCAGGGAAGUUCAACUCCUUCUCGGCCAUCCUAUCGUAUUUUGGGUGCUGAGCCUGUUUUACAACAUUCUCUUUCUGCCAAACCUGUGCAUGUGGCUGCUGUAUCUCCAGUAGUGGAGAAACCACUAGCUCAGGUUUUAAGACUAAGUCCAAAAGAUCUUCGAAGAAAAACACAGGCGCUGUUGGAGGAAUAUUUCAGUGUUAGGCUGGUGGAUGAAGCAUUGCAGUGUGUGGAGGAACUAAAAUCUCCAUCAUACCACCCUGAGGUUGUGAAAGAAGCCAUCUACAUUGCCUUGGAGAAAAGCCCACCUUGUGUUGAGCCAGUUUUAAAACUUCUGGAAUACUUGUUUAUUAAGAAAGUUCUUACAGCUAGAGACAUAGAGACUGGAUGCCUGCACUAUGGUGCCUUGUUGGAUGAUAUUGGCAUCGAUUUACCAAAAGCACCAAAUAAUUUUGGAGAAAUAAUUGGGAAACUUGUUUUGGUUGGGGGAUUAGAUUUUAAGGUGGUGAAGGAAAUCCUUAAGAAGAUGGAAGAUGACCUGUACCAAAAAGCUGUAUUUUAUGCUGCAAUGAGGACCAUUAGCUCAAAUCCUUCAGGGCAAGCUGUGUUGGAUGCACAGGCGUCCGAGAUCGAGGACUGUCAGAAUCUAUUCUAAUUCGUGCAUGCUACUUUUAAUGUCAGUAUCCACAAGGACCUCUAGUUAUCCCCCUACCAAUUUCCCCCAUUUUUGAGGCGAGCAACUUGUAUUGUUUGAUAAAGUGGAGCUGCCGGGGACAGGUAAAAUUUUAUUGAGUUGUAUAUUUCUCCGAGGUCAUAGAGGUGUGGUGUGUUUAUUAAAAAAGAAAUCAAACCAGAAUGCCAUGGAUUUUACCCUCGAGUGUUGGCUAAUACAUGCCAAAGUUCUUGGGAAGAAUGGUCACCCUUUAAGGGAUCCGGUUGUUUUGUAUUUGAUUAGUUUUUUUGAGAAAUUUUUUUUGGUUGACUGAGUAAUUUAGUUUAUUGUUAAUAAACUUAGCCUCAUUAAUCUCGAGUUUCUUACCUUUACCACAAUCAAA
This is a messenger RNA of Durio zibethinus, 3054 nucleotides long. RefSeq names its product eukaryotic translation initiation factor-like. The record is from RefSeq and is a predicted model, not a curated record. Gene Ontology annotation, molecular function: protein binding; mRNA binding; translation initiation factor activity. Lineage: Eukaryota; Viridiplantae; Streptophyta; Magnoliopsida; Malvales; Malvaceae. Gene Ontology annotation, cellular component: eukaryotic translation initiation factor 4F complex.